CGCCCCAAUCGCGCACGGGCGUGGGUUGGCCUGAUCUGCGCUACUCCAUUUGAGCUCACUUGUGUUCUCUUCUUCUUUGUCGCUCGCUCGCAAAAAAGCUCUUAUCGGCUCUGGAAACUCAAUCAAUACUUUGCUUCGUCAGUCUUUUCCUCUUGCACGCUCCUUUCGCUAUUGCCGCUGUCAUCCGUUGCCCAGCAUGGGCCGUGAUCGGUUUCCAAAACAAUCUCUGGGUUCUCUGUACUCCCGGAUCAAGCAGUCUCGGGUUUUGAUGGUUGGAGCUGGAGGCAUUGGCUGCGAAUUGCUCAAGAACCUGGUCCUGACGGGCUUUGGAGAAGUACAUAUUAUCGAUCUAGACACUAUCGACCUCAGCAACCUCAAUCGGCAAUUCUUGUUUCGCCAUGAACAUAUAAAGAAGUCUAAGGCGCUGGUCGCGAAAGAGACGGCCGGUCGUUUCAAUCCCAACGUAAAGCUCGAAGCGCACCACGCCAACAUUAAAGAUGCCGAAUUCACUGUCGAUUGGUUCAAAGGAUUUAACCUGGUAUUCAACGCCCUUGACAAUCUUGACGCUCGGCGACAUGUGAACAAAAUGUGCUUGGCGGCGGAGGUUCCUCUUAUUGAGAGCGGUACUACUGGAUUCAACGGGCAGGUGCAGGUCAUUCAGAGGGGAAAAACCGAAUGCUAUGACUGCACACCUAAGCAAACUCCCAAGAGCUUUCCCGUCUGCACAAUCAGAAGCACGCCCAGCCAACCAAUCCACUGUAUCGUCUGGGCAAAGAGCUAUCUAUUUACGGAAAUAUUUGGCACGAGUGAGGAUGAUGCUGCAGAAUUCGACCAUUCCGAAGAUGCCGAAAAUGCAAAGGAAAUCGAAAACCUUAGACAGGAGUCGCAGGCUCUCAAAGCGAUUCGAGAUUCCAUGGGCUCUGAUGAAUUUCCACGAAGAGUGUUUGAAAAAGUUUUUGGCGACGACAUCAAACGGCUACGAAGCAUGGAAGACAUGUGGAAGUCUCGCCGACCCCCGGAGGCGCUAGAUUAUGACCGGGUUUCGCAGUCGGCAUCAGGGAUUGACCCUAGCAUCUCUGUCAAAGACCAAGAGAAUUGGAAUCUCGCAGAAAAUUUCGUGGUUUUCUCCGACAGCCUUCGUCGUUUGAGUGCCAGACUACGAGAUACACAGGCCAAGGUCUCUGAUGGCGAUGCACCCCCGAUCCUUAGCUUUGAUAAAGAUGACGUUGAUACACUCGACUUUGUCACUGCUUCGGCAAAUCUUCGCUCGUUCAUUUUCGGAAUUGGCACCAAAUCGAAAUUUGACAUUAAACAAAUGGCUGGUAAUAUCAUCCCCGCAAUUGCCACGACCAAUGCGAUGACUGCUGGGCUAUGCGUUUUGCAAGCCUUCCACGUCAUGAGAGGAGAUAUGGAAAAGGCACGAAUGGUCUUCUUGACACGCUCAACCGAACGGGUGAUCUCAGGAGAACCUCUUCAUGCACCGAACCCUGAUUGCCCCGUUUGUGGUGUUGCGCAAUCCAAACUUGUCGUUGAUCCUACUCGGGCUACCCUCAACGACCUUGUUGAAAGCCUCCUGCGCCUGGAGCUUGGGUACGGUGAAGAGUUUAGCGUCAAUAAUGAAGUUGGAAUUCUCUAUGAUCCUGAUCUGGACGACAAUCUUCCCAAGAAGUUGUCUGAUCUUGGAAUUAAAGGAGAUAGCUUCUUGACUGUGGUGGACGAGGACGAUGAUAAUCCUCGAGUGAAUCUCGUUCUAUCAAUUUCUGAGCAGCCGCUACCCGAGGACUCUAAACCAGUCUUACUGCCAGAGAAGGUCGAAGUUCCCCGGAAGCCCAAAGCAGUUGCGCCUGCCGUCGAGCCAGCGCCGCCAGUGGCCAAUGGCGUUGCUCAUGCGCCGAAUGCGGCGGACAAUGCUGAUCUCAAGAGGAAGCGCAACGCAAGUGACAUCGGCCUCGAGGACGAGCAAAUCAAGAAACGAGGCAAAGUCGCCGAAGAGACUAGUCACGCGGUGGAGGAGGACCUCGUCGUGGUUGAAGAUUCCGGCAACGGUGCCAUUGUCAUUGACGACUAAACGCUGCCGUUGCGUUUGCAUUUCCAGCAUCUGUUCACGGGUCGCACCCUUCACCUUAAUGCGUACCUCGAAACUUCUUUCCUCACUGGACAACAAAAUCUCUUUCCCGUCUGUUUCAUUUUCAACGAACGGAGUUCAAUUAUGGAUAUGGAGCGAUAUGGUGUUGAAAGAUUCAAAUAUCCUUUCCUUUCUACAUGGCGCUCAGUCCCCCGUCGAGAUUGAUGAUGCAGUUAUUAGCGUAUUCGUUCAGCGCCAAAAAUAUUGCUGCAUCGGCAAUUUCUUCUGGUUUUCCAAAGCGUUUUGCGGGAACUGCUUCGAGCGCUUGAGCACGAGCAUUCUCUGUCAUAUCUUUUUGUACAUUAGCCUCUUUGUUUGCAUGCGUGGGUCAUUGGCUUGAUGAGGUGAGUGGGUCGGCGGACUUUUUAAAGACAUUUUUAAGAAAAGGAAAGGGAAGUAUCAUGAAAAUACGGACAGCC
This is a messenger RNA of Xylona heveae TC161, 2544 nucleotides long. Its product is annotated as putative ubiquitin-like activating enzyme. The transcript has 10 exons. Gene Ontology annotation, molecular function: SUMO activating enzyme activity. Lineage: Eukaryota; Fungi; Ascomycota; Xylonomycetes; Xylonales; Xylonaceae. Gene Ontology annotation, biological process: protein sumoylation. Gene Ontology annotation, cellular component: cytoplasm; SUMO activating enzyme complex. The coding region runs from base 197 to 2068 and encodes 623 amino acids. The record is from RefSeq and is a predicted model, not a curated record.